UUUUUUUAUGAACGCCGGCAAGGAACUGUUGGAAAGAAUGUCGUUACAGGAACACACAGAAACAUCCUCGUUAUUCUUUAAGAGUGGAGUCAGGGAACGGAUGAAAGAAAAGAAAAAUGGAGCAUUAAGAACAGCAAAGCUGAAUGCUUCCCUUGUAUCAAAGAUCAGAACAAGAACAAUAAAUAAUUCCUCUAUUAUUAAGGUCUCCCUGAAACAGAACAACAAAGCAUUGGCUCUGGCCCUCAAUGCUGCCAAGAUAACAGCUCAGAAACUUACCGAAGACAAGAUGCUGCUGCAGAAAGAAGUGGAAUUGGGUCACUUUGAAAAUGCUUGCUUGCGCCAAAAGCUCUCAGCUGUGAAUAAAUAUAUUGAUCAACUGCAGCCCUUUAUAAAUAGCUGCUUUCAAACUGCAAUCAAGCUGACCAGAUUUUCUGAGAGUGAUUCUUCAUUGCUGAAUGAAAGAGGACACAGUGGUACUCAGGAUACUUCUGGCAAUCAGGGCGGUGGCAACUGUUCUCGAGUGGUACCAAAAUCUAUGAGAAUUCCGCUUUCACAUGUAGAUGAUGAAGAAAGUGACAAUGGGAGAAACACGUCCACCAGUUUGGAAACAUUUCCUUUCGAUCCCUUGGAAUAUGCUUUUGGUGAGACUUGGAGAAGUAGGCCCUUACCUGAGGUAAAGAAGUCGUUCUCUUCUUUCCCCGACAAAUCACUGGCAAUCAGUGGAAAAAGUGGUCAAGAGUUACAUGGAGAGGAUGGCUCUGCUUUGGCACUUAAUUCAAGCACAAUUUUUGGAGACAACCUUUGGAAUGUGCCACAGAAUUCCAGGAGUUGCUCGCUGUCUAUCCUCAAUAAGAAUUCUCCUGUUCAGCGAUGUGAGGAUACUACAAGACCAUUCAGUGAUAGUAUGUUGUUGAGUGAACAUGUCACUAAGAGAAAGAAACGCAGAACAGGCUUACCUGCUGCAUUUAGAAACUACUACUCUGAGACAGAGCUGUUGGACACUGAUGACCUGCAGUGGACAAAGGAAGCAGAGUCCCUUCCUAAAGAGAAUCUUGAAGUCAGUCAUGUUGGUGAACUUAUUACACUGGACACCAAAAGUAAAAGCUAUAUGAAGUUCAAAGCCAAUGAAACAAAUUUACCUCUAGAAAAAGGUAAUGCUGAAACAAAGAACACAAGCUAUUCUACUAGUCAAUCAAAAUUAAACUUGAAUACUGGUAAUAAUGGAAAAAUGGAUAUUCAUGUUGCAAUGUCAAAAACCAAUGAACUGAACAGCAGCAAGAUAAAACUUCCUAAGCCUGCCUGUCAUAUUGAAAAUUCAGGUCAGACUGAGGAGGAGGAAUGUAGUUCCCAACACUUAGACCAAACCACACGAAACAGAAGAACCUUUGUGGUGGAGCCAAAUUGUGUAAAUAACUGUAACCCUACAGCUCAAGAAAUAAAAAAAAGGAUGUUCUUGGAAAAAAUGAAGAACUUAGAAAAUCAGUUCCAAAGGCCAGAGUCUCGACCAUUAAGCAAUGAAAUUCAACAAAAUGAGAAAAGCUAUAGUUAUAGUACGAACUGCCCAAAUAAAACCAAAAGUUAUAGAAGGACUAUUGUGCUAGAUCCAGGACCCCCUGAUGAUAGGAACAAUUAUACUUUUCAACAUGAUACUAAAGAAAAGACAGACUUGGAGAACUUAGAUAAUCUAGGAAAAUGGUUCCAGAGCCCAGAGUCUAAUUCAUUAAACAUUAUUGUGAGUACAGAACAUUCAGUUGGUUUCCAGAAGCAAGUCCCUAGUCAAGAAGCAACUUCAGGACUGAAUGUAAAGCAUAAAAAAUCAAAGAGGAAGAUGCAUGAAAUCAAUGGAUCCCAUUGGCUAAGUGAGAUGGAAGGACAGAGUUUAGAUAAUAUAGGCUCUGAGCUUCAACAAUCAGAAAGUAAAACCCAAAAAAGACAUAGAGGUAAAACAGUGAAUGCUGAUAGGGCUAUCAUGCAGAGAGAACACUGCAGUGCCAAUGCAGAUGGGUUUGAUUUGAGUGAAAAAGCCCCAAAAGUCAGUAAAAACAAGAGAAAAAAAUCAAGAUGUACACCUUCUGCAUUUUCAGUUCCCUUGGAUGAUGAAGAUAUUUUUUUUGAAGGCAGGGAUAGGAGCUCAGUCCAAAAGAGCUGGGGAACCUCAACCAUCCCAAACAGUUGCUCUUUAUCCAAAAUAAAUAGCAGCCAUUCAGAGAAGACAAGCUGGAUUGCCAAAGGCUACGAGGCUGGUUUAAAGAAAAAAAAGAAAACAUGCACUAUAAAUGAUUCGAGUAAUGAUGGUGCUGAUUCUGAGUUUGUCCUUCAAGGUCCAGAGGAAUGUGAAACCAGUCAAACCAAUCAGACAAGUUGGAGCUUUCUUCAAGUUCCGGGCUGCAGAGCUCUGCAAAAUCCUUCUAUUGUGGAUAUUACCAAGACUUUGCCUGUAAAUCCUGAUUCUCCUUCAGGUGUCCUUUCUAAAAGCUCUAGCUGUUCACAUACUAUGCUUCACCCUGUUGAAGCCCAGGCAAAUCCAGAGAGAGAUUCUGCUUUGUCAACGAUCUCAACUGUCUUCAAGAAUGAUAUUGAGAAAGCAAUGGCUUCUGGAAGACAGGAGAAGCAACCCAUACAGGCCAUUCCAGAAUUAACUUUACAAAAUGCAUCACUACAAGAAAACGGGAACAAAGUACUGAAAGAUUUGACCAAUUCCAUCCCUCUUGAAACUUCUCCAAUACGUCCAAAUAGACGAAGAAAAAAGGAUGUUUCCUAUGCAGAGCCUAGGCUGAAUAGCAAACUGAGACGUGGUGACCCAUUUACAGUUACUGAUUUCCUCAGCUCCCCCAUCUAUAGAACAAAAAGUAAGAAAUCGACAGAAGGAACUGGAAAGCCCAGGAAAACCAAGAUCACAAAAAAAGGAAAUUCAGCUUAGAUUUGGUGACUAGUCUUUAGACAAACAGCAAUGCAAUUGUUUCCUAGCUAUGGGUUUAUUCUUAAUUGACCCAUUUUUAAUAAUUUCAUUUUAAAAAUAAAAUUCUUCUCUACAAAUAUGUUUCUCAAAGUAGGUCUGUUGAAUUGUAUUGCAUUUAUUCUAAGAAUUCCAAGAUGCAUUGGAAGACCUAUAUGUAAGCUUGGAAAA
Molecule: messenger RNA, 3127 nt
Organism: Candoia aspera
Lineage: Eukaryota; Metazoa; Chordata; Lepidosauria; Squamata; Candoiidae
Product: shugoshin 2-like
Exons: 9
Coding region: 8-2920 (970 amino acids)
Biological process (GO): meiotic sister chromatid cohesion
Cellular component (GO): chromosome, centromeric region; kinetochore
Source: RefSeq, a predicted model, not a curated record